Messenger RNA from Mesoplodon densirostris (Blainville's beaked whale), 2124 nucleotides. It is a transcript of the gene NOVA2, whose product is annotated as NOVA alternative splicing regulator 2. The coding region runs from base 42 to 1520 and encodes 492 amino acids. Gene Ontology annotation, biological process: regulation of alternative mRNA splicing, via spliceosome; mRNA splicing, via spliceosome. The record is from RefSeq and is a predicted model, not a curated record. Gene Ontology annotation, molecular function: mRNA binding. The transcript is spliced from 4 exons. NCBI's taxonomy places the organism in Eukaryota, Metazoa, Chordata, Mammalia, Artiodactyla, Ziphiidae. Gene Ontology annotation, cellular component: nucleus; cytoplasm.
AGCCGCCGCAGCAGCAGCAGCCGCCGCCCCAGGCCCCCCCCAUGGAGCCCGAGGCCCCGGAUUCCCGCAAAAGGCCCCUCGAAACGCCCCCCGAGGUGGUCUGCACCAAGCGCAGCAACACGGGAGAGGAAGGCGAAUACUUCCUGAAGGUGCUGAUCCCCAGCUACGCGGCGGGCUCCAUCAUUGGCAAGGGCGGGCAGACCAUCGUGCAGCUGCAGAAGGAGACGGGAGCUACCAUCAAGCUCUCCAAGUCCAAAGACUUCUAUCCGGGAACCACAGAGCGAGUAUGCCUGGUACAGGGCACAGCAGAGGCCUUGAAUGCUGUGCACAGCUUUAUUGCCGAGAAGGUCCGAGAAAUCCCACAAGCGAUGACCAAGCCCGAGGUGGUCAAUAUCCUUCAACCCCAAACCACAAUGAAUCCUGACAGAGCCAAGCAGGCCAAGCUGAUCGUCCCCAACAGCACGGCGGGCCUCAUCAUCGGCAAGGGGGGCGCGACAGUGAAAGCCGUGAUGGAACAGUCGGGUGCUUGGGUGCAGCUGUCCCAGAAGCCGGAGGGCAUCAACCUGCAGGAGCGCGUGGUGACGGUCAGCGGCGAACCGGAGCAGGUGCACAAGGCCGUGAGCGCCAUCGUGCAGAAGGUACAGGAAGAUCCCCAGAGCAGCAGCUGCCUGAAUAUCAGCUACGCCAACGUGGCUGGCCCUGUGGCCAACUCCAACCCCACCGGCUCGCCAUACGCCAGCCCCGCUGAUGUGCUGCCCGCCGCUGCCGCCGCCUCGGCCGCUGCCGCCUCUGGCCUGCUGGGCCCGGCGGGGUUGGCGGGCGUGGGAGCCUUUCCUGCCGCCCUGCCUGCCUUCUCGGGCACCGACCUGCUGGCCAUCAGCACGGCGCUUAACACGCUGGCCAGUUACGGCUACAACACCAACUCCCUCGGCCUGGGCCUCAACUCGGCCGCAGCCUCUGGGGUCCUGGCCGCCGUGGCCGCUGGUGCCAACCCUGCCGCCGCCGCCGCUGCCAAUCUCCUGGCAUCCUACGCCGGGGAAGCAGGGGCCGGGCCAGCGGGCGGAGCUGCUCCCCCCCCACCCCCGCCACCUGGAGCCCUGGGGUCCUUCGCCUUGGCCGCGGCCGCCAACGGCUACCUCGGGGCCGGGGCGGGCGGCGGGGCGGGCGGAGGGGGUGGCCCGCUGGUGGCCGCCGCAGCCGCAGCGGGGGCGGCUGGGGGCUUCCUGACGGCGGAGAAGUUGGCGGCUGAGAGCGCCAAGGAGCUGGUGGAGAUUGCGGUGCCUGAGAACCUGGUGGGGGCCAUCCUGGGCAAGGGGGGCAAGACGUUGGUGGAGUACCAGGAGCUGACAGGCGCCCGCAUCCAGAUCUCCAAGAAGGGAGAGUUCCUGCCAGGCACGCGGAACCGGCGGGUCACCAUCACGGGCAGCCCCGCGGCCACGCAAGCCGCUCAAUACCUCAUCAGCCAGCGGGUCACCUACGAGCAGGGAGUGAGGGCCUCAAACCCCCAGAAAGUGGGAUGAGGCCUGUGGUGUGUGCUCCCACCCGGCUCCCUGUCCCUCCUUUUCCUCCUCCUCCCCCUCCUCCCCCUCCCCCUCCCCUGCCCCCCAACUCCCGACCUCAGCUCGGUAGAGUCCUGCUCCUCUUGGGAUGGGGCUGGGGUAGGCCUGACUGCACCCCCCCCUUUCUGGUAGUCAUAGGCAGGAUUGAGUGAUGGCUGGGGAUGGGGCCCAGAAGCUCCCUCCCCAGCCCUGAACUGACCCCUUCUUCCUUCCUCCCUAUGCUUGACUGGGCCUGACCCUCCUCUCCCAGGGCCCAGGUCUGUGUGAUAUCUGUAUAUAUUGCAUUUUGUUGAUUUUAAUAGAAAACAAAGCGUUAUUUUCUCUUUCUUUCCCUCCUUUUUUUCCCCUCCUUUGAUAAGGAUUCCCCGCCCCCUUUAUAAGUUUUUGUUUCCGUAUGGGAGGAGGGGAGGGAGCCUCUGGGUCACCUAGAAAGAGGGGCUACCCCAGAACGACACCCCGCCUCUCCUGCUUUCAGCUCCGGAUCUGAGGGACCUGAUGGGAGCAGAGGUAGGAGUCUGAGUUGAAGUGGGGCAUUUGGAGCAGGGACCCCAGAGUUCCCAGAUUU